AUGGAAGAAGAGCCCCGUCGUUCAUCAAGGACCAACAAGGGCCAGCAUACAGGCAGGGACCUGUUUGACGUGUACUACCAGCCUGAAGACGAGCCUCCAGCCAAAAGACAAAAGCAAGAUACAGAGUAUAGCCAGGAGAAUGCUUCUGGUCAAGAAAGCGAAGACGAAGCUGAAUUCAACAAGGCUGCUGAAAGCGAUGGCAAUGACUACGAAGGCGACGUGAGAUGUGAUCCUUGUGGAACAUCCCAAGAUAACUACGAUGAGGAUAAAGACAGAGGCGGAACGAUGAUUGAAUGUGAUGACUGUCAUACGUGGCAACAUGCCAAAUGUAUGGGUUACAGGUCAGAAACGCUGAUUCCAGAGAAGUACCAGUGCAACCGAUGUGACUCGCCAGAACGCAAGGCUCCAGUGAGAAGAAGGUCUGUUCCUGAAAAGAAGGCCUAUUCGAAACCCAAGAGCGCAGCUACCAAGACGAGAGAAAGCGUGGAGAAGGCUUUGAAGAAUGUGGUGGUCAAACAUGGCAAGUUCGAUGCGGAUUCUAUUGCUCAAAAGCUUGAGGAGGCCGUUUUCCAGUGGUCGGGCUUGACGCCAAAUAAGAAAUACAUAGACAAGAGUAGAAGCGUAAUGGCCUUGGUUAAAAAAGAAGCAGUGGCUGCAAAGCUUGCAGAUGGCUCGUUAACGUUUCUGGACGCCGUGUCCAAGCCACCAGAAGAAAUCGACCGAGACUUGAAGGAAUACGCUGAAAAGGUUCGUCAAGAGUCUAUAAGACGCUCGGUGCUUACGGUGGAAGACCCACUGAGCCAGCGUAUUCGGAGAACGCAUAAAGGUGAGGAGAUUGUUGAAGUCAGCAACAACCCUCUGGAUAAUGAUGAGGUUACGAUAGUUGCAAGAACUGUUGAUCACCGGAACUUUAAGGAAGAUUCUCCUACUCCAAGAGAAACAGUCAAGGCAGACCCACUGGCGCCUAAGCUGUACCAUUUGGCUGAUGAUGAUGAAGAAGAAAAUGAGAAUGAUGAGCAACCAGAAGAGGAGGAGGAGGAGAAGAAGGAAACUGAAAAUCUCAGCGACGAUGAGCUCGACUUCAUUUUGAAGGGCCCAUCGCCUCCUGCCGAAGAAAAGCCUAAGCUGCCGCCUGUUCCUAAGAAACCAGAGGUGAAGCUUCCUCCUACAAUGCCAACCAGCUUCUGGAAUGGUGAAAUCGUGUUUCCUGAUUUUGCUGCUUUCGGUGCAAAAGCAGAAUUUGUGAGUUGUACAAAGUACGAGAAGCCAAAGGAUAAUGUCACCGCAAGUUUCCAUAAUAGGGUGAUUCGUGUCAGCAAAGAGUUAUUCGAACGGUCCAAGUAUCAUAUUGAAGGACGUUUAGACCGUUCCAAGGCUGAUCCUUACCUCUCAAAAAUCACCACUUCAAGAGAUUUAUAUGUCGUUAAGCUCAACCCUGUCGAGAGGCAAUCAGAAUUCAACAAGUUGUAUGACUACUUGCUCCACAAGAAUAAGGUUGGUGUGCUAUCCAACAGAGCUGCGUUUGUCAAGGACGCCUAUGUGUUUGCCUUAAAUGCCAACAACGUUCCUGACUACUUGAGUUUUGCCAAGUUACAGGAAUUGGAAGGUUUAUAUGCUGUUUUCGUUGUCAAGAAGGACUACAUUCCUGUUGGAAAAAGUAUACUCAAGAAGUCGCCGUCGGUAUCAACCCCAUCUAUCGCUCCUCCUCCACCGCAGGCCGAUCUUAACUCAAUCUUACUGAAACUUAGUGGCCAGAGCAACAACACUGGAGCACAUCAGCCUGUCCCUCAUUUACCACCAAUACCUCAGCAUCAGGGACAACCACAGUACCCCCAGGAUCUCUCUCAAGAUCAAAUUCACUAUCUUUCAGAUGUGGUAAAACAAAAUCCUCAUGUACAGCAGGAUCCCCAAGCGCUCUUAUCCUUGUUACAGCAAGCAGAGCAUGGUGGAAGCCAGCCGUACCCUGAUGUUAUGGCUGAGGAAGCAGUUGCAGUGCCCGAGUCCCAACACAACAACAGUCUCGUGUUUGCUUCUGAGUAUGGAGAUACCGCCGAAGACAAGUCUAUAUCUGGCGACGAGGAUACCAAGGCUGACCUGAUCCAGUCGGACGGGAACGGUGUGGUUAUACCUGGAACCAAUGAUACUGCUACCCAGGCUGAUCGAAGCAGCGAUAUGCUUGGAGAUAUACAUACUAGUCCUUUGUUUGGGAACUUGAGGUCGUUUUCUCCUUCAAAGAAUUCCCAGGACUCGGCACGGUCGUCCAUCAAGCAUAUACACUUUACUCGAGAGAUGCAGAGCAUGCCCAAUCUUGAACUGCCAACUUACCGUUCCAAUGGAACUCCUAGCAUACUACAAAGAAGUGCUUCAGAUAGCCAUUCGAAGGAUACUCAGGUCAUUCUACCGAAGUUGAAUGAGGUGGACCUUGGGGCUGAUACGCAAGUGAUAGGCCACCAACAAGAGGAGCAUGAACAUUUGAGCUUGGGUGCUGAUACUCAGGUCAUUGGAAAGCAUAGCGAUCAAGCUAUUUAUAGUGGAAGCCCUACCCAAGGCGACGUUCAGCUACCGCCUCCUCAGAAUGAUGAGACUCAAAAGAUAGUGGCUUUUCAACCCGAAGACGAUGCUACCCAGGUCAUAGGAAGACGGAACUCGGUCUGGGAAAGCACCCAACCAAUCACCCAGGUGGUGUCUGGCCUUUCAAGUACACACACUGUCACCAGCUCUCCUAAUCGAGCAAAUGACUCGGAGUAUAAUGAAGAAAACACAACUACAGUGAUGCUUUCCCCUGUUAAUCGAGAGCAGGAACCCACCACUCAGGUGCUUAACACUCAAGAGGAAGAUGACGUUUUUCUGCCUCUGACAAAGGAAAGACAUUCGGUCGACCUAAGCUGCAAGCCUGUGCUACUGAGUAGCCAAAAGGAUGACCCUUCUCAUGACCUGCCCGGACGGGACAGACAUGAAUUAAGCAUCAUCAGCAACGACGAUAAAGAUGAGAAAUUCAAUGAUAUUUUCUAUGAAGACAGUCUAUUCAAGCACAAGCUCAAGAAGACUCAGACGGAUGUUGAUAUACUAGACGACGAAAUCGAUGAGGAGCCUUCUCAACCACACUUACGUGUCAAAAGAAAGACCUCAUGGAGUCAGUCUUCGUCUCAAACACCAAGUGGAAGCCAUCUUACAGUGAAGAAAGCUACAUGGAGUCAAUCCUCGUCUGACCUCGAGGAUAUCUCUCAAGACGUUAGUGGGCUCGACCUCGACAUACUCAAACGAAGCCUGUCAGAAGAUGUACCUAUGCUGCCUGACGGAUAUGACGAAAGUCGUGAACGUAUUAAUGUACCAAAGAAGCGCCGAAUGAAUCACGUUCCAGGGUCACAGUCACAAACGAUGGAUUUGAAUGUUAUUUCUGAAGAACCGCUGACAACACUCUCCAUGGAUCAGCUUGAUAAUGACCGCAGUGUUUGGGCAUUCUUUCAGUUCAGAUACUAUCCAGCCCGGGUACUUCGCUCGAUCGAUUUAAACCAUACACUUGUUGAGUUUUACGAUUGGUGUCAGAUAGAAAUGAAGAACACCGACCUCUUUGUUCUUGACGUUAGGAUUGGUGAUAAUCUACGAACUUUUAAAGCUCCUUCUGAGUUUGUUGUCACAAGAAUGUCCACCAAUGAUGAUACUCCCUUCAAGUGUGUUAGGGGAUACGAUACCCUUCAUCUUUCAAAGAAGGGUAAGCAUAAUAUAGGUGUUGGUGGAGAGCUUCAAGUGAGUUUAGCCACAUGUUACAUGGAACCCAAUGACUGGGCUCUGCAUCAGCUGCGUUUUCAGCUAAUCUACGAUGGUGUUGACCUUCUACAAAGAGACUAUGGUUUCAUUCAACCACUACUUAAUCAACUGGAGAGUUCACAGGCCACCGACCAAGGUCUGCCUGUUCCCGAGCCAAAGUAUAAGAGUCCUCGAAAGGCGAAGCCUGAAACAGCAACUUUCACUAAAGUAUCACAAGUCUUCAGUGGGCAGGUGUUUUUCAUCACAUCGAUGGCUCCUGAACGUAAAGAGGCUCUUACAAAGACUAUUGAAAGGCACGGUGGUCUUGUUUACGACCUAGAAAUCAGCAAACUCGUUUCAUUUGAGGCCAGCAGUUCAUCUCACCUCAGGCUUGUUCUGCAAAAGUUUUCGGGGAUCAACUUCGGAGCUUUCCUUUCGGAUGGACAUUCCAGAAGUGCAAAAUACCUUCAGGCUUUGGCUUUAGGAUGGCCUAUCCUUGCUGACAACUUUGUUGAGUACGCUAUCGAGAGUGACAGCGUGCUUGAUAACUGGCAUGCCUUUCUUCUACCUGCUGGACAGUCAUUUUAUACGAAGAACUUGAAGAGUCAAGAUGUGUUUCGUUUCAGGGCUAACCUUGAGAGUGGUGCUGAUUUGAAUGGCCAGUUGAACAAUAACGCUAAUCUCAUGUCUUCUUUAAAUGUGUUGAUACUCCUGAGAAAACAAGACAACCAAACAAUAAAGAUGUGUGAAUUCAUAUUCCAUGCUUUCGGGGCUCAAACGCUACGGAGCUUUAAUUCUGAAGGACGUUUGCUAUCGCAUAUUAAAGAAAACAGCGAAAAGGAAUUCUUUGUGUUCGACAACCACGGGAGGGAUAUUGAGCGAACACGUAAGCUGAAAGCAAAAAACGCCGUCAGAUACGGUAUCAUCGACUGGGAAUGGGUGGUUCAGUGUACCAUUAGCAGUUUCAUCUGGCCACCUAGAACUUACAGUUUCGUUUCAAAUUAA
Molecule: messenger RNA, 4752 nt
Organism: Candidozyma haemuli
Lineage: Eukaryota; Fungi; Ascomycota; Pichiomycetes; Serinales; Metschnikowiaceae
Exons: 2
Coding region: 1-4752 (1583 amino acids)
Biological process (GO): DNA-templated transcription; positive regulation of transcription by RNA polymerase II; DNA damage checkpoint signaling
Cellular component (GO): nucleus
Molecular function (GO): histone binding
Source: RefSeq, a predicted model, not a curated record